AUGUACGAGUCUGCUGUUAACGAUAAUGCAGAGUAUUUUCCCAAGAUCCUGGCCAUCCUGUCUAUCCUGUUCAUAAUUCUCUCCACUAUCGCCUUGUCCCUCAACACCCUACCAGAGCUCCAGGUGCUAGAUGAGUUCGGCCAGGCCAACGACAACCCCCAGCUGGCCCAUGUGGAAGCCAUCUGCAUCGCAUGGUUUACCAUGGAAUACCUCCUCCGUUUCCUCUCUUCACCCAACAAAUGGAAGUUCUUCAAAGGUCCCCUGAACGUCAUUGACCUGCUGGCCAUCCUCCCUUAUUAUGUCACCAUCUUCCUGACGGAAUCCAACAAGAGUGUUCUACAGUUCCAGAACGUUCGGCGCGUGGUGCAGAUAUUCCGGAUCAUGAGAAUAUUGAGGAUUCUGAAGCUGGCCAGGCAUUCCACAGGGCUGCAGUCUCUAGGCUUCACCCUGAGGCGGAGUUACAACGAGCUGGGCCUGCUCAUCCUCUUCCUGGCCAUGGGCAUUAUGAUCUUCUCCAGCCUCGUCUUCUUCGCCGAGAAGGACGAAGACGCCACCAAGUUCACCAGCAUCCCCGCCUCCUUCUGGUGGGCCACUAUCACUAUGACUACGGUGGGUUACGGGGACAUCUACCCUCAGACUCUGUUGGGGAAGAUAGUCGGGGGUCUCUGCUGUAUCGCCGGGGUGUUGGUCAUCGCUCUGCCAAUCCCCAUUAUAGUCAACAACUUCUCUGAGUUCUACAAGGAGCAGAAGAGGCAGGAGAAGGCCAUAAAGAGGCGGGAGGCCCUGGAGAGGGCCAAGAGGAAUGGUAGUAUCAUCUCCAUGAACUUGAAGGAUGCGUUCGCGCGGAGUAUGGAGCUGAUGGAUGUCGUCGUGGAGAAAGGAGGAGAGGACAACCAGCUGUCUCCCAGCUGGGCCGGCACGCACAAAUACACUGCCUCCGACAUCAGCCUGAGGUCGUUGGAUAAGAAGUACCCCGAGUCCGUCCUCCUGGGGUCCACCCACCGCAUCACCAUCACCACCAGCGGAAGCCCCAAGCGGAGGCCCCUCAGUAGCUUUCAGUAUAAAGGCCGUAUCCCAGAAUUCAGAGGCAGUACCUCUCAGCUUCUUAACGCUCAGAACCUAGAGAUCAUGUUCAACCAGCUGACCAGGUCUCAGUCCUUUACCAACCUCAACCCUUCCUGCUCUGUGAGCACUAUGAGCACCUCCGCCACCACGGCAACCUCUGUAUCUUCGCGGCAACAGCACCCAGGGUCCCCGCCCUCCCCGACCCAGCCCCCACAGGAAGUGGGGCUGGAGAGGCAGGAAGUCCCACCCUCUUCCUCGACAGAGCCCCUACUGAAGAUAAGCGAAGCAGUACGCAGCCUGUCGAGCAUGGACAGCUUCGCCAGCUGCAGGGCUGAGUUCGGGGAGGGCUCUGGAUACGGAAGAAAGUUCCCUCCGUCUCUAGACCUCCUCCCAGAAUCGAGGGUCAACGAUGUCCAAAGCCUCCAGGACGCCGCCUCCCUCAAAAACAGCAUGUAUGAGUUUGUCCCCUACAACCAAGAUGGCUGCACACAGUUCCCGAGAGACGACGUGGAGAACAUCCGUAGCACCCUGAGAGACGGCAUCAACCCUGUCGUCAAGGGGACCAAAGAGCUAAAGGAGAACUUCAUCAAGGGCCCAUCCACCGAGCACCCCCCUACACCACCCAGCACCACCUCUCCCCAUGACAUCAGCUUCAGCUUCCUGGAGAAUGAAUCCCCAGAGAGGGAGACCUCGCUGCUCCUCCCCAGCACAAAGGCCGUCAUCAUGGGCACAGAAGACGAGACCAGCCCCCUGUCCCGCGACAGGCUGGUGGUGGACACCGCGCCAGGGGAUGAGGAAGGUCAAGGUUCGUCCAACGAGGAGAAGAAUCAGAUGGAAGCGGCGGGAACGGCAGGGGGGGCACCGGCUGGGAACUGCACCCAGGAUGUGGUGGUGGUGGUGGGAGGAGGAGGGGCAGGUGGGGAGGGCAAGGUCGACAGCAACCAAAGUGGACACGACAAAGCAGAGAACCACAUGUUUACACCAGAGAUUCACCUGAUGCCCGGGGAUGGCAGUAUGUCCCCGACCUGCGAAACCAGCAUGUAACCCACUGGAACUACGUUGAAUUAACCUGACCCUUGACCUGCUGAAAAAGACCGAAGAUGAAUGAGGAGAUAUUGGAAAAAGAGAACACAGAUCGUGAAAGAGUGGAAGAGAUAUUUGCAUGGCAUGACAUGUGGGGCUCAAAACGAGAAACUCAUACGGAUCAUUUAUCCAAGUAUAAGGACAUUUGUUUGAUCCUGAUGUAUAUUUCAACCGUGUUCCUUUUUAUUCUAGCAACAAAAUGCACGGAGGGAUUUAUCUUUAAAAAGCAUGCAUUUAAAAAAUAUAUAUAUACAUACUAAGUACUUGGCUGAAAGCGUUCCACUGUACGUAAUAUGACAACAAAGGCAAUGCACAGAAGAAGAGACAGAAGAAAUCCAUGUUUGCCAAAAAGGUACAAAUAUUUCCAAUGUGAGGAGAAUGGAAGUAAAUACAUUGACAGACCUCAGACAGAGUGAGUGUGUAUCCCAAAUGGCACCCUUUUACCUUAAACUGUAUAGUGCCACAACUCUUUCCCUAUAUAGGGUAGUGCACUACGUAGGGCAUAGGAUGCCAUUUGGGGACGUCGCCAGAGUGUUGCAACGUAGCGACCUAUGUCAAACAUAUCACAACGUUUCGUGGGAAAUGCAAUGUGUAUAAAACCACGACAACUAUGUCAUGUUUUUGGCGUUAAUGAUGAGAUUUAUGUGUGUGAACUUUAAUGUCAUGAACAUUAUUGUUUUAAGUUUUCAUUACAAUUGGUUUGUCAUUAUUAAAAAGACCUUAGGCUAAAUGACCAGAAUAUUAUUAUUUUUAUAAUUAUUUAUGUUAGAAAGAAGGAUUUAAAAAAAAAAACUUUUCUUCCUCUCGAGUACACAGCUAUAAAUUGCCUAAAUCUGUAGUUAGUGAGGACAACUGGCAAAUGCUUCAGCUACUCGCCUAAACAUAAUAAAUAAGCAUUUAUAUCAGCAAGCAGUAUAGGUUUAUAGAAAGAAUAAAAUCAUUAGGCUGGUUGAAAUAUAACACUACACCCUUUUCCUCUUCUUUGAUUCCAUCCCAAAAAAAAUCACACAAAUAAUAAUAAUGUACUUCUGAAUGUAGCUUUUACAGAUAUAAAUUCUCUAAAAACAGUAAAAGUAGGCCUACAGUUAAGUUAGUUAAUCCUAGAUGCAUUCUAUCUGGGCAGUGGGGCGGAU
Messenger RNA from Oncorhynchus masou masou (cherry salmon), 3281 nucleotides. Its product is annotated as potassium voltage-gated channel subfamily B member 2-like. Lineage: Eukaryota; Metazoa; Chordata; Actinopteri; Salmoniformes; Salmonidae. Gene Ontology annotation, cellular component: neuronal cell body; dendrite; membrane. The coding region runs from base 1 to 2109 and encodes 702 amino acids. The transcript has 4 exons. Gene Ontology annotation, biological process: potassium ion transmembrane transport. Gene Ontology annotation, molecular function: delayed rectifier potassium channel activity. The record is from RefSeq and is a predicted model, not a curated record.